This is a messenger RNA of Lolium perenne, 2742 nucleotides long. Lineage: Eukaryota; Viridiplantae; Streptophyta; Magnoliopsida; Poales; Poaceae. The record is from RefSeq and is a predicted model, not a curated record.
CACCUCCAUCAGCGAGCGCCGCCCUGCCUACAGCCUCUGCCUCCUCCCCAUUCGCGGCCGGAACUCCGGCCGAAGCCUGACGCCGGCGGCCGUCGCCCAGCUCCUCUCGGUCGAACCUCCCUCACCUCCAUCAGCGAGCGCUGCCCCUGCCUACAGCCUCUGCCUCCUCCCCAAUCGCGGCCGGAACUCCGGCCGAAGCCUAACGCCGUAUCCGUCGGCGGCCGUCGCCCAGCUCCUCUCGGUCGAACUAUACAGGAACCGCAAACUCCUUUCUUUUUCAUCAUCAUAUUCGUUUUGGAGUGGUAAAGGGACCUAGCUUGAAUCCUUGUCCGGAGUUAUUGUGGAAGGUGCAGCCCAUCUAUACAACCUCUUGUAGCUGCUGUUCUGCAUCUUUAGAAAUCUUCGUGUAAAACGAAGGAAUUAUAUUGCGUAAUUGGAGUCAAGCGCAAGAAAGAAUCAAUAAGGAUGACGAUUCGCCAUAUCAGGCGUAACAGGACUGCUAGCAACACCUAAAGGACCAACUGUGAUGACAGUAACUCAAGCGGCAAUGCCUCCCAAAGGACCACUGGUGAAAACAAUAACUCAAGUGUUGGCCAAAGAAGCAACACUAAUGAAGAUAAUUUUGCCACAACACAGUCUAAGAAGAGAGGGAGGACAAAGAGGUCCCUUACCUCACUAAAAGUGCCUCCUAAUGGUCGGAAGGUCCAGCUUGAACCUAAUGGUGAACUGCAAUUUAAGUAUGUUGGUACCAUUUCCAAUGCAUACAAAUAUGGUACACAGUUGGGAGUCAUUCUCAAGCGAGAAUAUCCAGGUCUGGUUGAGGUCAAGGAUAGUAAUGGUGUAAUCACUGGAAGCCGACCCGCACUAGACUGGGAAGAUUAAUUUAAUAGAAGCAAUACAGGGAUAUAUAUGUGUUGUCCUGUUUGUCAUAUUAUGCUUUCACCUUGUUUUCUCUUUGGAAAAGGAUUUGGCAUGGUAGAAUAUAUUUAGGACAGUGGUCUCAUUUACUUGUGCAAUUCCUUAUCAUAUUUAUAUUUGCAGCGCUUGUUUGAAGUUACCGAGCCUAAUAGGGCAGAGGCUAACCGUAUUUUAGAGGGUUGUGCGAGGAGGAAAGUAAAAGACAAUAUGUACCAAGCUCGUGUGGAUGCUGUCAAGAUAUACUAUGAUAACCAAGGAGAAGAACUCGAUGACAAGCUGGCAUGUUCAAGGGAGCUUACUCUUGAACAAUACUUAGCUAGCAGAGUGGACUGGUUCAGUCCUACAGUAUGGCCUCAUAUUUGCAGAUAUUGGUGCUCAAAAGAGUUCAAGCAAGCAAGGUCUAGAGGGCAGGCUUCUCGCUUAAAAUCUCUAGAUGUUGCUCAAAAUCGAGGAGGUUCAUGACCAUUCACAGAAACAAGGCAGUAUUUGGAACAUAAAUUUGGACCCGAGAAGGCUACCAUAAUGAACACAUAUGCUGCAAUGAAAUCUGGUAUCAAAAAUUUGGAUGAAAGUGGCUGUAGCGGUGCAAUCAGCAGCCAGAAAGCACAAAAACGCCUUGAUGCAUAUUGUGAUGGUCUUAAGAAAGCACAUCCAGAGGAUUGGCAAGACAUUGAUUUGGAUGAAAGUGUCUUGUACAACACAUCCGGUGGCAUGCCACAUGGCCGCCUAUCAAUUGCUACCGGUGCCGUCAAGAAAGCCCACAUUAUCUCUGCUGCAAAGGCAACAAAUCCGAAGCCCUCAAGUUCUGUUGCUUACCAUAAUGUCAUCCAAGAGAAUCAACAGUUACGUUCUACAAAUGAGAUUCUAACAAGGAAAACAGAAAUGCAUGACCAAAUGUUCAGGAUGCUUUUUGCUGAGAUGGGCAGAGAGCUACCGGAAUGGUUCCAACAAGGUCGAACCCAAGCUCAUACCCAGGGGAACACAGACUUGGAGGAUGCUGCUAUGGAUGACCUUGUUGGUCAUGGAAACAAUGGAGGCAGCAAUGAUGGUGAGAACAUUUGUGGUGAUAGCAACGACUUUGUCUACAAUGAAGAUGGUGAUGGUAACUAUGCUUCUGGAGGAGGUUCUCACUAGUGUCCUUGCACUUCAGCUAGUUAUUGGCACUCAAAUGGUAUUUUGGAUCUUUUGUGGUUUGACUAUCUUUGAUAAACUUAGGUUAAGUGAUGUAUGGAAAAUAGUGAAGUUGUGUAUGUAGGUGAUGGUCCUGACCGUGAAACUUUAUGACUUUGAAGUUCAUGUAUUUUGUUGUUACAUUGCACUGCCAUGUGCAAGUUUGUGUCAUGUCUGUCACCAACCUUUAGUGUACUGUUACAUUGUUAUUUGUAGACUCGUUUUGGAAUAUAAUGUGGAGUUCAUUAGCUGGCUUGAACCUGUAUUUACUGAAUGAUUUUUCCUGGCGGUACUCCCAUAUUCCUGUGAGCAGUCUAUUGUCAUGUAGCCUACAAUCCCUUGCGGUACAAGCAUUUAUCCUGUGGGCUUGUUUUCAUAUGAUUUUGUUUCCCUGUAGGCUUUUUCCUGUGGGUCAAUUGACACAGAAAUAAAAUUAGUAAACCUGACGGACUAACAAUUUCCUGUGGGCCACCGUCAGGAACACCCGCCAGGGAAAUAUUUCCUGUCAGCCAACCGUCAGGCAUUUUUAAUUUCCCUGUCAAAAUAAUCCUGGCGGAAUUAUCCUGUCGGUCAGCCGACAGGAAUUAUUAUCCUGACGGUUUAUGCUAAUUUCCUGUAGGUUCAUGGCCGUGGGGAAAAUACCGGUUUCUGGUA